UUUUGGGGUGACAUUGCUAAAGAGUUUUACUGGAAGAGGCAGCAGACGGGGCCCUUUCUGAAGUAUAACUUCGAUGUGACAAAGGGGAAGAUCUUCGUUGAGUGGAUGAAAGGGGCGACCACCAACAUCUGCUACAACCUCCUGGACAGAAAUGUCAAUGAGAAGAAACUCGGGGACAAAAUUGCUUUUUACUGGGAAGGGAAUGAACCUGGGGAUUCUGCGAAAAUCACAUACAGUGAGUUGCUGCACAAAGUCUGUCAGUUCGCCAACGUCCUCCGCAGCCAAGGUGUGAAAAAAGGAGACCGGGUUUCCAUCUACAUGCCGAUGAUCCUGGAGCUGGUUGUAGCCAUGCUUGCCUGUGCCAGGAUUGGAGCUCUGCACUCCAUUGUGUUUGCAGGUUUCUCAGCAGAUUCUCUUUGCGAGAGGAUUCUUGACUGUGGUUGUUCUCUCCUUGUCACGGCAGAUGCCUUUUAUCGAGGGGACAAGCUGAUCAACUUGAAGCAGAUUGCAGAUGAAGCCCUCCAGAAAUGUAAAGACAAGGGCUCCCCUUUGAAAAAGUGCAUCGUGGUGAAGCACGUGGGGAGGGAAGAGAUGGCGGUUGAUGGGACAUGCAGCAAGUCUCCCCCUCUCAAAAGGCUGUGUCAGGAUGUACAGGAAAAAAAGACUGAAAUCUCACAAAGACUCCAUCCCAAGACCCCCUGGAACCCAGCUAUGGAUGUGUGGUGGCAUGAGCUGAUGAGCAGUGCCAGCACGGAGUGUGAGCCCGAGUGGUGCGACGCGGAGGACGAACUCUUCAUCCUCUACACAAGCGGCUCAACUGGGAAGCCCAAGGGUGUGCUGCAUACGGUGGGUGGAUACAUGCUUUAUGCUGCCACCUCAUUUAAAUAUGUGUUUGAUUACCAACCUGAGGAUGUCUACUGGUGCACAGCUGACAUUGGAUGGAUAACAGGCCAUUCCUACCUCACUUAUGGACCCUUGGCAAACGGGGCAACUAGUGUGUUAUUUGAAGGUGUCCCCACUUACCCAGACGUUGGGCGAAUGUGGAGCGUUGUUGACAAGUACAAGGUGACCAAGUUCUACACAGCACCCACAGCCAUCCGGCUGCUGAUGAAGCACGGGGAGGAGCCUGUCAAAAAGCACAGCAGGAAGUCUCUGAAGGUGCUGGGGAGCGUCGGCGAGCCCAUCAACCCUGAAGCCUGGCUGUGGUACUACCGCGUGGUGGGAGAAGAGAGGUGUCCUGUUGUGGACACGUUCUGGCAGACAGAGACAGGUGGCCACAUGCUGACACCCCUUCCUGCUGCCACCCCUAUGAAGCCAGGCUCUGCUACGUUCCCUUUCUUCGGUGUGGUUCCUGCCAUCUUGAAUGAGUCGGGGGAAGAGCUGGAAGGAGAAGCAGAAGGCUACCUGGUAUUUAAGCAGCCCUGGCCAGGAAUAAUGCGCACACUGUAUGGAAACCACCAGCAGUUUGAAACGACGUACUUCAAGAAGUUCCCUGGGUACUAUGUGACAGGCGACGGUUGCAGGAGAGAUAAAGAUGGUUAUUACUGGAUCACAGGACGAAUUGAUGACAUGUUGAAUGUUUCUGGCCACUUGCUGAGCACUGCGGAGGUGGAGUCGGCCUUGCUGGAGCAUGGUGCCGUCUCGGAGGCUGCAGUGGUCAGCCACCCGCACCCCCUGAAAGGCGAGUGCCUCUACUGCUUUGUGACCCUGAAAGAUGGCCAAGAGUUCACCAAGAACCUGACGGAUGAGCUGAAAAAACAAGUCAGAGAAAAAAUCGGACCGAUAGCAACGCCUGAUUACAUCCAGUAUGCCCCUAGCCUGCCCAAAACCCGCUCAGGAAAGAUUACCAGACGGAUAUUACGGAAGAUUGCCAAAAACGACCAAGAGGUGGGGGACAUCUCCACCUUGGCAAACCCAGGCAUCAUAAAACAUCUUUUCAACAACAGAUGUGACACAAAACAGUAGCUGUGUGACCUGUCCCUGCUGAGCAGAACUGUAGCAGCAGCAGUGUCCUGAUGAGCAGGUCCCUUGAACAACCGCUGUUUGCCCUGGGAAGGAAACCUUCAUCUCUUGGGUUGAAUGUACAAAUGUUACGAACGAGGAGGGUUGGCUCUGGAGAGGACGUGUCUCUAGUGUGUCCAUGCCUCAGAGGAGGGUGCGUGUCGUGUUCCGGAUGGGUGUCAUACCUCUAGAGGUUCAGCCUCGUGCACAGAGGGAUGACUCCUCCUCCCUUUUCAGCACCUCGUUCUUGAUUUUUAAUUUUAUUUGGGGGAGUGGGAUGCUAAUUUUAUGUAAUUGGGAGGCCCUGGCAUCUUGCACACAGUGGGAAGGAACUGUGAGGAUUGGAGAAGUGGUGCUGGAGUUACUCAGUGCAGGUGGGCAAGGGAGGUGCAGCUGCCACUGCCCACAUGCCAGCUAAGCUUGCUUGUCUUUGUGGAAUGCUGCAAGAGAACUUAAAAACACUCACAUCAUAAGUGUACAGCUGAGUUUUAGUCUUGCAUCCACUGUCCAGGCCCGUUGCUAGCAGAGGGAGUGGGGUGAGGCUCAAGGGAGCACUGUGCUUUAAACAGAGCUUUUGGAGCAAUUUAGUACCAAGAUCUUCUGCUUCUGAACUGCAUGGUGCCACCUGGUGUGUUUUCCCCAAUCUGGGUCCCUUCACUGCCCUGGACAUGAGGGACCCCACAUCUGGUCUGGAUGAAGUCGGUCUGAUGUGCUCCACAGCCUCGCUGCCACCUGCUCUGGGCUGAAGGAGGGGCUGCACAGCUGGAUGCAUCUUCUGUGUCCUGAGGCAGGAGUGGGGGCUGUUGGUGCGGAGGAGGGAGGGGAAACAAAGCUGCAGAGGCCCCUGUCCCACUGCAGGCAAGCCACAGGCUGGGUUAUAGUGCACCAUGACCACUGCUACAGCAAAGAAACCAAGGCAGGCAGGGCUAUGGUAGUCCUAGAUUAUGUUUUCUUGUCAGGAAAAAAGUGGUGGAAGAUGUUUAACAUGGCUUUAUGAUGAUGAGUGGAAAAAAACCCACAAC
Molecule: messenger RNA, 3023 nt
Organism: Athene cunicularia (burrowing owl)
Lineage: Eukaryota; Metazoa; Chordata; Aves; Strigiformes; Strigidae
Gene: ACSS2
Product: acyl-CoA synthetase short chain family member 2
Exons: 18
Coding region: 106-1965 (619 amino acids)
Biological process (GO): acetyl-CoA biosynthetic process
Cellular component (GO): cytoplasm
Molecular function (GO): acetyl-CoA synthetase activity
Source: RefSeq, a predicted model, not a curated record